AUGCCUGCACCAACAGCACUCAUCCAGCCUGUCGCGGCCCCCGAAGCGACUCCCAUCUCGGCACCCGAACAAGACGACGAGCUCCUUAUCGAUAUGCAGGAGGCCAACACAGCGGUUGAUCCCACCGCCGUUGUUCCGACAGCGGCUACCGAUGACACAGAAAUGGCGAUUGAUGAAGAGGGGCGGCCGAAGUUUGCGCCAGGGCAGGAUGUGGAUCCCAUUCGUCGCGCGGAGACACGGAAGAUUCCUAUUCCACCAAACCGGAUGUCAGCGUUGAAGGGCAACUGGUCCAAGAUCUACCCACCCCUGGUCGAUCACUGCAAACUUCAAGUGCGCAUGAACAUCAAGGAGAAGCGGGUAGAGCUGCGAUCCUCGAAGUUCACGGCCUCCAACGACGCGCUGCAGAUGGGUGCCGACUUCGUGUCGGCAUUUGCGAUGGGCUUCGACCUCGACGACGCCAUUGCCCUGUUGCGCCUCGAUUCGCUGUAUAUCCAGUCCUUUGACAUCAAGGAUGUGCGCCAAACACUUGGGCCAGACGCGCUGGGUCGUGCUAUUGGGCGGAUUGCGGGUAAAGACGGGAAAACCAAAUUUGCGAUUGAGAAUGCGACAAAAACCCGUAUCGUCCUCGCCGGAUCAAGGGUUCACAUCCUUGGAGCCUUUGAAAACAUUGGCAUGGCUCGUGAGAGCAUCGUCUCGCUGGUGCUCGGUGCCCAGCCUGGCAAAGUCUACAACAACCUAAGGAUAAUCGCUUCGCGGAUGAAGGAGAGGUUUUAA
Molecule: messenger RNA, 774 nt
Organism: Dichotomopilus funicola
Lineage: Eukaryota; Fungi; Ascomycota; Sordariomycetes; Sordariales; Chaetomiaceae
Exons: 7
Coding region: 1-774 (257 amino acids)
Cellular component (GO): nucleolus
Molecular function (GO): RNA binding
Source: RefSeq, a predicted model, not a curated record